Molecule: messenger RNA, 699 nt
Organism: Triticum turgidum subsp. durum (durum wheat)
Lineage: Eukaryota; Viridiplantae; Streptophyta; Magnoliopsida; Poales; Poaceae
Source: the annotation of a GenBank genome assembly
AUGCCGCCACAUUUUCCCAGCAAUCCUGACCACGGACCGCACGUCGCAGGGCCAUUCCACAGGCACAAGUCGAUCCACCGGAUCCUGGGGGGAGGGAAAGCUGCGGACGUUCUGCUGUGGAAGAACAGGAACGUGUCUGCUGGGGUUCUCGCUGGGGCCACGUUGACAUGGUUCCUGUUCGACGUGGUUGAAUACAAUGCAGUACCGCUCCUUUGCCAGAUCGCCAUCUUCGCAAUGCUUGCCAUCUUCAUUGCGUCAAAUGCUGCGCAGCUCUUCGACAGGCAUGGCUUCCUUUCUUUCCACGGAGAGGAGAUAUCCCAGGCCCCGCCAAGGAUACCACAAGUCGUCGUCUCCGAACACGCCUUCAGAGAAAUGGCCUUGACCAUUCACCACAAACUGGAAUAUGCUGCAUCUCUUCUUUAUGAUAUCGCAUGUGGAAAGGAUCUGAAGAAAUUUCUCAUGGUGGUAGGAUCCCUGCUGUUAUUGUCAGUGAUUGGAGGUUCUUGCAGCUUCACAAGCCUACUCUACCUUGGAUUCUUGUGUGCCCACACUUUGCCAGUGUUGUACCAACAUUACGAGACAGAAGUGGACCAUCUCGUUGCAAGGGGUGGCCAAGACAUCAAGAAGUUCUAUGAGAAGGUUGAUUCCAAUUUGCUCAACAAAAUACCAAGAGGCCCUGUCAAGACGAAGUUCAGAUAA